This is a messenger RNA of Drosophila persimilis, 2346 nucleotides long. RefSeq lists its product as uncharacterized. Lineage: Eukaryota; Metazoa; Arthropoda; Insecta; Diptera; Drosophilidae. The transcript is spliced from 5 exons. The record is from RefSeq and is a predicted model, not a curated record. Bases 517 to 2337 code for a protein of 606 amino acids.
ACAAGCACGAUCAGUUUUUACUAAAAGGAAAGAAGUUCUCGAGGCCGAAAGCUUCGCUCUUCAAUUAGUCUUUCGGACGCCGCCGUCGAGGAAAGCACAGAACAGUAACAUUCGACAUUCAACUCAAAAUUAAGAAAAAAAAAUUAGUUCAGUUCAUAUAUCCCACAAAAAAGGGGCCCGGAGAGAACUCGGCGACGAGGAAGUGCAUUCGUCAUGGCAAAGAACCUGGAAGAUACUUUAAAUGAUUUGAACGGCGAACUAAUCAACUUUGACAAAGACCGGAAGACGUUUACAGCGCACUACACCGAGCUGAGGAACCAGCUCUACUCCCUGUGGAAGCGCGACGAGAAGCUGGGCUAGCUGCUCAAGGGAUCCACCUUGGGAGGAAGCUAUGGCGACAACCUGAAGGUGUCGAAGCCGGACGAGUUUGAUUUGCUGAUUCACUUGGAGUUCCCCGAUAAUAACAGGAUCAUUGUGAAGCCGGAUCCCCGUAGGCCAGGGAACGUAACGCUGGACAUGACGAAGGUAAUGGAGGCCAUCAGAGAUAGUGAACAUCACAGACCCAUCUACGAGCAGCUCCAAAAGUUGGUUAACGGGAAGAACAUGCUCCUGGAGGACAGGCUGCAGAACUGGCUGCAGGGCCUGGUUACCCAGGCGCUAAACAAAAUUGGCAACCAGAUCGAGGUGAACAAAACGAUCUCCAAGCUGACGUACAAGAAGUGCGGGCCUGCACACACCAUCUUCGUGACAGGGCCCUACAAGUACUCCGUGGAUUUCGUGCCAGGCAUCAAGCUGGUAGCCGCGCAGAGCGUCCUUGCUGGAGAUCAGAAGAAGCACUUUGGCAACUCCACGCACUGGGAUGCGAUUCCCAAGCCCCUAAAGCCUCCUCAGCCCGACAACAACUCCUUCCGGGCCUCCUACUACGUCGCCGAACACGAACUGAUCAAGGACAAGGCCAACCUGAAGAAUGCCGUGCGUCUCCUGAAGAAGUUCCGCGACGCGAAGCAGAACCUGAGCAAUCUGAAGAGCUACUACAUCAAGACAGUCUUCCUCUGGGAGGUCACUAAGCGGGAUCCCCGCUACUGGCAGAGCCCCCUCCAUGAGAUCUUUAUUGAGAUGAUGAGCAAGUUGGCCAAUGCCCUGAAGCUGACUCCGGGCAAGGGUAAGCUCCAGUUCUUCUGGGACCCCAAACUGGACAUGAUCGCCGAUCUGAGCUCCACCCAACGCGCUGAAAUGUUCAACUGUGUAGUGAAGAGCUUGUACCGAUUCCACAGGGCCGAAGGCAACUUCACGGAUGACAUAAGGAACAACAUGCGCAGCUCCUUCAGUAACCGCGAGGAACGGGGCAUUGAAAAAAAGCCUGCCAAGCCGACGGCCAAUCCCAACACCCAGUUGUGCGAAAAGAAUAAUGUGGCAACCCAGUGCCAAAGCAACCCAGGGGACCUUCCCGUUUCGAAUUCCGCAACUCAAAUAGAGAUUGUAACGCCCAAUCGUGAGUUGGUUACCAAAGAGAAGGCAAGCCCUCCGGCGAGCGAAGGAAACCCCAAGCCGAAGCCGAACGGAUCCUUGUUGAAGCCAGAGCCAGACGUCCAACAGAAUCCAAUGCCAAUGAUGAAUACCCAGUUGUGCGAAAAGCAUAAUGUGGCAACCCAGUGCCAAAGCAACCCAGAGGACCUUCCCGUUUCGAAUUCCGCAACUCAAAUAGAGAUUGUAACGCCCAAUCAUGAGUUGGGUACCAAAGAGAAGGCAAGCCCUCCGGCGAGCGAAGGAAACCCCAAGCCGAAGCCGAACGGAUCCCUGUUGAAGCCAGAGCCAGACGUCCAACAGAAUCCAAUGCCAAUGAUGAAUACCAAAGAUAGCCAGCCGAAGCAUAGUCUAAACUCUCAGAUGGGCGAGAAGAAAACUGGGGAAACCCAGAGCCAAGGCAAUCACAUUUCGACGCCCAACCCCCAGUUGGGUGCGAAAAAGAAGGCAAGCUUUUCCACGAGCCAAGGAAGCCCAAAGCCGAAGACGAACGGAUCGCUGCCGGGCAGUGCAUCCAAUACGAAGCUAUAUCCAGAAGUCAAACAAAAGUCACUGCCAAAGAUUGGCUCCCAGCUUAAGCCCAGUAGCAGCUAUCUAUUCCAGAGCCAAGGCAAGCUCAAGCCGAAGGAGAAUCCUGCUACGAAUUCUGCAGUGGAGAAUGCAGCUGCAACGCUUAAUACCCAGGAGGGUGCCAAAAAAGAGACAUGCGAAGGAAACCCCAAGUCAAAGGCGAGGGGAUCCUUGACGGGCUCUGCAUCGAAGACGAAGCUGAAGCCGGACGUCAAAGUGUCAUCAAACUGCAUCGUGAACUAACCUAGGAUA